CCAGCCUAUAAGUACCGCGAGCUGAGCAGAACUCCCCUAGCUAGUCCAUCGAUCAGCUAAGCUAUAUAAGCUAGCUUCACGACACCAUCAUAUCGUCAAUGGGAUUGGAAGCUUCCUCCUCCCCAAGCUCCCUUAAACCCUACGCCGCCGACGACACUUGCCCCAUGGGCACAGGAGGAGCAACCAAGCCGGAAGCGCGGUUCGCGAUACUGACGCGCUUCCACGCGGGUUACUUCCGCAUCAGCCUUGCGCUCAGCGGGCAGGCCCUGCUUUGGCGUACGCUGAGCGACUCCUCCACGGACCCGCGGCCCCUGGCACGGUCGCUGCCGUCCGCCGCCUUCCUGCUGCUCUGGUCGCUGGCGCUGCUCGCCCUGCUCGCUCUCUGCGCGCUCUACGCUGCGCGCUGCCUCCUCCGCUUCCCCGCCGUGCGCGCCGAGUUCCGCCACCACGUCGCCAUGAAUUACCUGUUCGCGCCCUGGAUCUCGUGGCUGCUGCUGCUGCAGUCCACGCCCUUCCUGCGCCCCGACGCGCCGCUCUACCACCUGCUGUGGUGGGCCUUCUCGUUGCCCAUCCUCGUGCUCGACGUCAAGAUCUACGGCCAGUGGUUCACGCGGGGCAGGAAGUUCCUGUCCAUGGUGGCCAACCCGGCUAGCCACAUCACGAUCAUCGGCAACCUGGUCACGGCGAGGGCGGCGGCCAAGAUGGGGUGGCACGAGGCCGCCGUGGCCAUAUUCUCUGUCGGCGCCGCGCACUACCUCGUGCUGUUCGUCACGCUCUACCAGAGGUUCCUCGGCUCCGACUCGCUGCCGGCCAUGCUGCGCCCGGUGUUCUUCCUCUUCUUCGCCGCGCCCAGCAUGGCGUCGCUCGCGUGGGACGCCAUAUCGUCCUCCUUCGACACCGGCUGCAAGAUGCUCUUCUUCCUCUCCCUCUUCCUCUUCGCCUCGCUGGUGUCCCGUCCGACGCUGUUCAAGCGGGCGAUGCGUCGGUUCAGCGUGGCGUGGUGGGCCUACUCGUUCCCGCUAACGGUGCUGGCGCUGGCGGCCGCCGAGUACGCGCGGGAGGUGAGGGAGGCGGCGGCCAACGUGCUGAUGCUGGCGCUCGCCGUGCUGUCCGUGGCCGUCACCCUGGCGCUCAUGGUCUUCACCGCCCUGCGCACCGGCGACCUGCUGCCGCACGACGACCCCUUCGACUGCCCGCUGCUAGCUCCUCCUCUCGUGCGCUAGACAGAUCCAGUAAUAAAUUGAUGUCCAGAUGGUUUCUUCUGAUCAUUAUAUUAAUUAUAGCAUGAUAUCAUCUAUGUGUGUGCAUGCAUGUACGCGUGUAGAUA
Phragmites australis (common reed) is the source of this 1327-nucleotide messenger RNA. Its product is annotated as S-type anion channel SLAH1-like. The record is from RefSeq and is a predicted model, not a curated record. Gene Ontology annotation, molecular function: voltage-gated monoatomic anion channel activity. Bases 99 to 1223 code for a protein of 374 amino acids. The transcript is spliced from 2 exons. Gene Ontology annotation, biological process: intracellular monoatomic ion homeostasis; transmembrane transport. NCBI's taxonomy places the organism in Eukaryota, Viridiplantae, Streptophyta, Magnoliopsida, Poales, Poaceae. Gene Ontology annotation, cellular component: membrane.